AGUUUAAAACAUUAUGCGCGCUCCUGGUCGAAACGGAGAAGACAGAGAAGUGAAAAGGCGCAAAUAUUUAUCUGUCUGUAAAUUUGUACAUCGUUGAGCAAUAACUAGCUACACAAUGUCUGAAGAAAAGCCAAAGGAAGGAGUGAAAACUGAAAACGAUCACAUCAACCUAAAGGUUGCAGGUCAAGAUGGGUCAGUAGUCCAGUUCAAAAUUAAAAGGCACACUCCGCUCAGCAAGCUGAUGAAGGCGUACUGUGAAAGACAGGGUUUGUCAAUUAGACAGAUAAGGUUUAGGUUUGACGGACAGCCGAUUAACGAGACUGACACACCUGCACAGCUUGAGAUGGAAGACGAGGAUACUAUUGAUGUAUUUCAACAACAGACUGGCGGCUCCUCCCUCUCUGAGGCUCCUCCCUCUCUGAGGCUCCUCCCUCUCUGAGGCUCAUCUUAAAGGUGUACGGACCCCUCUCCUCCUCUCUGAGAACAGAUACACUUGAAGAGCAGCAUCACUCAAAACAUUUUUUAUUUUCAAUAAUCAUUUAGCGUUAUAAAUGUAUUUUUUGUUUGAUUGAUCCGCUUCCCCCCCCCCCCAAGCCCUACAUGUUGUGAGGGGAGGCAGGGAUCUAUUUACAAUGGAAAACCAUGGCGUGAAGAAAGACGGGACUGUUAAGUGGGUUACAUUCACAUUCUCAUUCUCUACUCACUCGUUCAAUCCCCCUUCAUUCAUUGGUGCAGCAUGACUAAAGGGAGGUUCCACCAUACUCCUCACACCAUUCCAUUUAAAUGCAUGAGGUUGAGUGAACGAGUGCACAGGGUAGUGAAUUGGGACGUAGCCAUGAUCACAAGCUGGAUUUCAUGCCACCGAACCAUUUCUUGUUUAUAUGAACUAGAACUGUUUUGAGAAUAUGUAUUUGUUUCACACACAGGGGGUCCAACUGUCCUUCAGAUUCUGACCCUAAUGGCACCCUAUUCCCUUCAUAGUGCACUACUGUUGAAGUGCCCUAAUGGCACCCUAUUCCCUUUAUAGUGCACUACUGUUGAAGUGCCCUAAUGGCACCCUAUUCCCUUUAUAGUGCACUACUGUUGAAGUGCCCUAAUGGCACCCUAUUCCCUUUAAAGUGCACUACUUUUUGACCGAAAGUCGUGCACUAUAUAGUGAAUAGGAUGCCAUUUGGGAUGUACAUCAAUCUACCACAGGUUGAGGUAACACAAGGUCCACUGAUCCUUCUGUUUCUCUAGUGACUUGUAUAUUAUUUUUGUUGUUUUUUAAAAUAUUUUUUACAUUUUGCUAAAAAAUGGGCCAAAUGAUCAAUUUUCUCAUUUCACCCUGUAUGGCCAUACGAUUGAAUAGUGCAUGGCUGUGUCUAGACCAAAUGCUAAAUGAACAGAAAUGUCUCGGUGAUAUGAUUGAAACAGGUAAAGUUUUAAGGUCUAUUUUUAACAUCACUUGAAGAAAGGAUUCAACUUACCUUUUCAGAUGGCUUUCUGUUUAUCCCCCUCUCCACACAGACGGACGGGGAGUAGUUGAGCCGUACUUAGUGGAUUUCUCCCGAAUUUUACCCAUCCCACUGCAUCACUGAUAUUUUAUGACAAAAUAAAAGGGAAUCCACCCAGACUUCAA
Oncorhynchus nerka (sockeye salmon) is the source of this 1621-nucleotide messenger RNA. RefSeq names its product small ubiquitin like modifier 3b (gene sumo3b). The transcript is spliced from 4 exons. Lineage: Eukaryota; Metazoa; Chordata; Actinopteri; Salmoniformes; Salmonidae. Gene Ontology annotation, cellular component: nucleus. The record is from RefSeq and is a predicted model, not a curated record. Gene Ontology annotation, molecular function: ubiquitin-like protein ligase binding; protein tag activity. Gene Ontology annotation, biological process: protein sumoylation. Bases 116 to 439 code for a protein of 107 amino acids.